AUGUUGAUCGAAGGAGAAGAUGUGCAAUGGUUCGUUGAUCUUGGAGAGGAGCUUGGAGUAGCCAAGUUCGAGGCGAGAUCUCAGGCGAACAUUGUUGAGGCAAGCAGGCAAGGAGGCUGGGGAGGUGUUGAGGCUACAGGGGAGAUGAGAGGUGAAGGCGAGGAGCAAAGGGGCAAAGUGCCACGGGUGUCGCCAGGAGAGGCCACCCAGGUCGCCAAGAUCAAGGCGAGGCGCCUCUUGCGCUGUAGACUAGAGGUCAUGCCAAUCAUGAAGGAAGCUUUGAGGUCGAGGCAUAGAUCCAUGGGGUCAAGGCGCAAUGGGUUGGCAUCGAGAUCGAGGCCCCAUGGGCUCUCUACGCUGGUGAACAGGUGGAAGCUCCAUCAAGCUGAUUGGGGAGUGAACAUUGUAGAAUUGGCACCUCUAGAUGCUGGGCAAGGGUCGAUGGGAGCGAAGGAGGCAUCGAUAGCGACUGGGCAUGACCAAGUAGGCGCACAGGCGGUUGGGCAUAGAGCUAGGAAGCAAAGUACCGUGGAGGAUUCUGGCAGUGAUGAUUCUGGCCAAAUAACGGAUGAUUUGGUUCGUUAA
Ilex paraguariensis (yerba mate) is the source of this 585-nucleotide messenger RNA. The record is from the annotation of a GenBank genome assembly. NCBI's taxonomy places the organism in Eukaryota, Viridiplantae, Streptophyta, Magnoliopsida, Aquifoliales, Aquifoliaceae.